Molecule: messenger RNA, 1992 nt
Organism: Ctenocephalides felis (cat flea)
Lineage: Eukaryota; Metazoa; Arthropoda; Insecta; Siphonaptera; Pulicidae
Product: probable serine/threonine-protein kinase DDB_G0268078
Exons: 10
Coding region: 1-1992 (663 amino acids)
Biological process (GO): intraciliary transport; intracellular signal transduction; protein phosphorylation
Cellular component (GO): cilium; nucleus; cytoplasm
Molecular function (GO): ATP binding; protein serine/threonine kinase activity
Source: RefSeq, a predicted model, not a curated record
AUGAACCGCUACGUGACCUUAGGCCAAUUGGGCGACGGGACCUAUGGGUCUGUGGUUUUGGGCCAAAGAAAGGACACCGGCGAAAGGGUGGCCAUCAAGAGGAUGAAGAGGAAAUAUUAUUCCUGGGAAGAGGCCAUGAACUUGAGAGAAGUCAAGUCCCUUAAAAAAUUAUCACAUGCAAAUGUGGUGAAACUGAAGGAAGUAAUUCGAGAAAACGAUGUCCUUUACUUCGUCUUUGAAUAUAUGAAAGAAAAUUUAUAUCAACUUAUAAAAGAUCGGGACAAACAUUUUCCUGAACACGUCAUCAGGGAUAUGAUGAUGCAGGUUCUACAAGGUUUGGCAUUCAUGCACAGGCACGGAUUUUUUCAUAGAGACAUGAAACCAGAGAAUUUGCUUUGUAUGGGCCCAGAAUUGAUUAAAAUCGCUGAUUUUGGCCUGGCCAGAGAAAUACGGUCCAGGCCUCCUUAUACUGAUUAUGUGUCGACAAGAUGGUAUCGUGCACCAGAAGUUCUACUCCAUUCUACGACCUACAAUAGUGCAAUAGAUUUAUGGGCAGUGGGUUGCAUAAUGGCAGAGUUGUACACUUUUAGACCACUGUUUCCUGGUAAUAGUGAAGUUGAUGAAAUUUAUAAAAUUUGUGCUGUUCUUGGAACCCCGGAAAAGGCUGAUUGGCCAGAAGGCCACAUAUUAGCAUCAGCAAUGCACUUUCGGUUCCCUGUAUUCCCAAGAGUUCCCCUAUCAAGUGUAGUUCCAGGAGCAGGAAACCAAGGGCUAAGAUUAAUGGAAGAUUUGCUAAUGUGGAAUCCUGCCAAAAGGCCGACUGCUUUGCAAUCACUCAGGUAUCCAUACUUCCAAGGAGCCACCAAACCCAUAAACCACGGCCUGGUGGUCAAACCAAAACCCCUAAUUCAACAGCAACAAUUGCCGCCCUUGGAACCAAAGGACAUUUCACCGGAUACAACAAUAAACAAUAACAUAUCGAGUAAUCUGGUGCAAGUGAACAACGAUACAACCACAAAUUCUUCAUCGGCAAUUUUGAAUCAAAAUCAAAAUAGGGUUGACAAGGUUGCGCCCUUGAAUAUAACAGGCAUCAGCACGAAUAGUUUUCUAAAUAUCAGUUUGGAUAGUUUGGGAAGCACUAUUAAUAUUUCCAAUGGAGGUGUCACAAAUGCCAAAAUAAAUGGAGUCACUUUUAAGCCGAACAAUUUGCAGCAGCAGAAUGUUUCGACGUUGUUCGGAGAUAAUAGGCAACAAAAAUCACUGUACACUGAAAAAUCGAAUCAAAUCGCACAAAAGCAUCACAAACCACAAGCUUUGAUCAAAUGGGGAUUUAAGGAUCCAGGAACCAUCAACGAGGAAGAUGAUCCUUUGGAUUCGAUAUUAGGGACUAAGAUAUCAGCUCCCCUGCAAAUAGAUCCUCUACCAGCCAGACAACAGAGUUAUAGGGAUAAUGAGAAUGUUUUGAACAAAUUGGGGUCCUUAAAAGGUAACAAUCCCUACAAAAACAAUACUUCGUAUGGUAUCCAAGAUAUUUUGCAACCCUUUACUUUGUCUGGAGUCGUCAGCAGUAGGCCUAGAGUUAGUGCAAAGCAGCAGUAUUUGUCUAGUUCCAGGUAUAUAACAGGCGUCCAGCAAAACAACCAGAAAUCUUCUAUUGACGAGUAUCAAAGCAACAAGCACAAAAACACGAACGAUCUCAGCAGCCUUUUCUAUCCGAGUCCCAAGAAUCCAAAACAGGAUCUGGAUUAUCCGACGAUCGACAGUUUGAAAAAUAUUUUCCAUACGAGUGCCAGGGAUAAAUAUUUGAGCCAGAGCAGAUAUAUUGCUGGCGACUCCAAUUCGCCACAAUAUAAAAUUAAUUUGAACAAUCAGCAGAGGAAUCGGCUGCAGCCUUUGAAUAAUGAUAAAUUAUCAAUUGGAAAUCAAUAUUUCACAACAUCGAACAAUCAGCCGAAUGGACGAAUAGAUUGGGCAGCAAAAUAUUUAAAAUAA